AUGUCUUCGUUGAUUUACAUAAGGUCCCUUGGCUUCUUCUUGGCUGUGGCGGCAAUGAUGGUCCGCCAGGCAAUGGCCGUGGUCUAUUCUUCCCCUGUAUUCCGCACCACUACGUGGCAGCUUGCUCAUGCUACAUUUUAUGGCGAUGAAACUGCUUCUGAAACUAUGGGGGGAGCGUGUGGUUACGGGAACCUGUUCAACAACGGGUACGGGACUGACACGGCGGCUCUUAGCUCGGUUCUUUUCAACAACGGCUUCGCAUGUGGACAAUGCUUCCAGAUAAAGUGUGUCGACUCUGAGUGGUGCUUCAAUGGGUCGCCCAUAACAACUGUGACGGCCACAAACCUGUGCCCGCCCAAUUGGUCUCAGGACUCUAACAACGGCGGCUGGUGCAACCCACCACGUACCCACUUCGACAUGGCCAAGCCCGCCUUCAUGAAGAUCGCGCAAUGGAAAGCCGGCAUCGUGCCCGUCAUGUACCGUAGAGUGCCAUGCGUGCGCAUGGGUGGGCUUCGAUUCAGCUUCCAGGGGAACGGUUACUGGCUGCUCGUGUACGUGAUGAAUGUGGGUGGCGGAGGUGACGUGGCCAGCAUGUGGGUUAAGGGUACGAAAACCGGGUGGAUAAGCAUGAGCCACAAUUGGGGUGCUUCUUACCAGGCCUUCGCCAACCUCGGAGGACAGGCGCUUUCAUUCAAGAUAACAUCGUACACUUCGCACAAGACGAUUGUUGCGUACAAUGUAGCGCCAGCUACUUGGCAAGCCGGCAUGACGUACUCUGCUAAUGUUAACUUCCACUGA
Striga asiatica is the source of this 798-nucleotide messenger RNA. Lineage: Eukaryota; Viridiplantae; Streptophyta; Magnoliopsida; Lamiales; Orobanchaceae. The record is from the annotation of a GenBank genome assembly.